Colletotrichum scovillei is the source of this 2926-nucleotide messenger RNA. RefSeq lists its product as uncharacterized. Bases 372 to 929 code for a protein of 185 amino acids. Gene Ontology annotation, cellular component: endosome. The transcript is spliced from 4 exons. Lineage: Eukaryota; Fungi; Ascomycota; Sordariomycetes; Glomerellales; Glomerellaceae. The record is from RefSeq and is a predicted model, not a curated record. Gene Ontology annotation, biological process: vacuolar transport.
UCUCCUUAUCGCGAGCUAAGGGAGCUUGGACCAUCCUUGGGGGUCUCGAAUUCCCCUGGCUGCCCCUGAAAGAGGCGACGUCACAGUGGAGGAUGCGCCCAAGGCCCCAAAUGCAAUGGCACUGAUUUGGCGCGCAUCUUGACCCCGCGGUUUCCACUCGUCUGCUGUCACCAGCCGAACAGCAUAUUAGGUAAUUCACUGCUGGGUGCCCCACAGCUUCCUUUCCUCGGAGGUCAGGCAACAUCACGGACUGUGCUCAUUCAACCUCGAGUCUUGCUAACGCCAGUUCCGCCCUUGAGGUAGGCCUUGGAUACCGAGCCUUCAACAGCACCCUAAUCUUCCCAAAAGAAUCAUUGACUGCUGACGAUAUCAUGUCAUUCUCCAACAUCUACACCCAUCGCAAGGUCGCGGAAACGGCGGCCAAGGGCUGCGAUGUCUGCUACCGUGCCACAAGUAGCGUCCUGGUCGCCCCCGAAAAUAAGGACUUUUUCUACGUUUGCCCCAGUCAUCUGAAAGACAAGAACUUCUGCUCCCCUAUCAUCGACAAAGAGGCCGUCGAAGCGAAGAAGAAGAAGGCUCUCGAGGACGAGGUUGCGCGUGUGAAGAAGGAGUACGAAGAGAAACAAAAAAAGAAGAAGGAGAAAGAAGAGAAGGACAAGGAGAAAGAGAAAGAAAAAGACAAGGAGAAAGAGAAAGACAAAGACGACAAAAAGACAGAGGACGAGAUGAAGGAAGACAGCGCCAAGGGCGGCACCGAAACCCCAUCUCCGGCUGCGGAAGAGGAGCCACGUGUGUUCGCACUUCAAAAGAGCUUCUUCGGGGCCCGACUUGAAAAGAAGCGACAAAUGGAGAUCGCAAAGAGAAACCGGGAACGCCUUCAGCAACCGAACCUAUUUCCAUCAGUUCCGAAAGGCAUGCCGGGUAGUUGAGAGAUAUUCACCACCGAAGCCCGAAUGACGGGACCGCAGUACAAGCACAAUCGCCGGUUCCACAGCCAUUUCAUGACCGUCAGCCCACUCGGAGCACAUGAUUUUCCAUGCCACCACCCGGAUCAACCUGUCCUCAUAUACCUGCUUGGCUGUAUAUACCCCCAAGUCAAGAUGGUGCCUAUGACUAGGACAGGGAUUCUAAAGCACUUUCUGUCCUAAUCAGUCCUGCUGCAUUAGCUCUCUCUAUCUGGAGUCGGCGCCGGCUGUCAUCCUUUCUCGUGCGGACAACGCUUCGAGGUUGCAUUCCACUGGGAAAAAGACAUCAUUGUCCAAGGAACAGCUCGUCAUUGGUCCAUUUACGUCUCUUAGGUUGCGACUUUGGUUUACCUAUAUGCAGGUAAGACGACUGCAGUGGCCUUGGUGGGCAGGCGAGUUGCUGGGGAACUACAAGCUGCCGUGGAGGACACUUCCGUCAGUAUCCUUGUCGGCGAUCAUGGGCGUGUGACUAUGAGACCUGGCAACUUCUCACUGGCCGAGCCAAGGAUUACUCGAGAGAUCCAGGGCUUCGAUCUGGUGCGGAGGAUCAUAGCGGUUGUUUGCCGAAGGACUAGAGACUUCCGAGGGAGAAAACCUACGAUGAUUCGGUUUACCCCGCUAACCUCGAUGCUCGAAGGAUGCACAGCUGGGGUCAAUUGGGUAGAUUCAUGUUGUUUGGGCCCUUGCUGUCGGGUCAACGAAGGAAGCCGGCGAUAGGAUCACGCGGACGACUAAAGGCCGAAGAUGCCGCCCCACGGCGAUGGAACCCUCUAUGUUGCCAACAGCACAAAUUUCAUCAUAUAUCCUCCACUGAUUUCCUCUUGGCCAUCUCAAUGCAGUGCAUACUGCGAAUCCCUAUACGCCCUGAUUCGUUCGAGGCCCGAGGAGAGGGCACACACGCAAAGUUUGCGCGGCAGCGUAAGCCAUGACGCAUGUCAGCACUAGGCCUGACAAGGCACUUGAGUGGCGUGAAGUAGACAGCUGGAGUCCCAUGAAGCAGCAAGCGAGGAUGGCACAGGCCGCCCCAACCUGCAGGAAAUGGUGUUGAUGGUGGCAUCUUCCCGAGACACUACUGGGAGACUGGAAAUAUGUGCUGCCGAUACGUUCGUCGUGGUCCACAAGGCCAAAAGAAACACCCCCAACAUCCUACGGUAGACGGUAGGCGGCAUGCGUCUCCGUCCAAGAGAAGCUUAGGGCUGACACGGACUGCUGGAUCCGCGUGCUACCCGAUGUCAAUCGGAUGGCGAUCAAUCGACACGCCUUGGUGAGCACUGCUGCGAAGAGUUCCUCUUUUAGAAGUCUCUCCCGAACGUUUGGUGCAUAUCGUAGCUAGCGCUUAAUACGUCUGCUAAAUCCCUCCUACAACUUACUUCUUCAUGAUUCGAGAAGCUGUAGCUUAGCUCCUGCCCAGCAAGCGAAUUAACAGUUUAUGAAUAUUGAAGGGUGUGAUGAGGCUCCUACGAGGCCAAUUCUGACUCUCAAGCUGGGCGUGGCUUACACUACUCCAGCCCCUCCAUAUUACCGGUACUUCCCAGCCUACAACCUGCUUAUGAGGUUUCAGUCAUCUCUCCGUAAAUCCUCGGGGCAUGGAGAAAUGGAUCCCUGGAAUUUCCAAAGUCAUGGCAACGGUAAGUGCCGCGAGUGAGCAUGUACAGGAUCAGGGCAAUUUGCUUAUUCGGGCAAUACGAAACGGGGAGGGCCCAAAGCCCGCUCAAACCAACGUCGAGUUGUCGGCUAGUGCUCUCUGCCUCGGGCGGCCGCCACAGACAUGCAUACGCACGCUGACAUCGGCAAGGGGCAGCGGGCGUGGGCUCAUACUAAGGUGUUAACGCCGCAGACGAAGAUAGAGGCGGGAUUCUCCAGGGUGCAUGUAGGCACCGUAAGUACAUCUAUGCUAACUGCAUGGUCACAGAAAGCCUUCUGGUUUGAGCCCCCUGGUUCAGGUCCUGGCUACAGGGCAG